AUGUCGAUUACUGCUCCAAAGCCUGCAUGGAAUGGCCUUCCUAUUCGUGUUGGUGUGAUUGGCGGCUCAGGCCUGUACAAACUAGAUGGUAUUGAUAUUGUCGAUAUCGUAAACCCAGAGACGCCAUGGGGGUACCCUUCAUCGCCGAUCUCAAUCGUGCGCACACCAUCGGGCACACUGGUUGCUUUUAUUGCGCGUCAUGGGCUCACCCACUCAAUUUCGCCGACACAUGUGCCAUCGACAGCGAACAUUGCUGCACUCAAGCAUCUGGGUGUGCGUGCAAUCUUGGCGUUUUCGGCCGUUGGUUCUCUUCGGGAGGAAAUUGCGCCAAAAGAUUUUGUUAUCCCAUCGCAGAUCAUUGACCGGACCAAAGGCAUACGACGAGCCUCCUUCUUCGGCGAGGGUGAGGAGCAAAAUGUAAUUGCGCAUGCAUCUUUCGGGGACCCUUACGAUACACGUCUCUCUCCUAUAGUAGAGGAGAUUGUUCGCGAAGCUUUGAAGGCACAUGCUCCCGAUGUCAACGUCCAUGCCAACAAAACCGUCAUCUGCAUGGAGGGUCCUGCCUUCUCGACUCGUGCAGAGUCGGUUAUGUAUCGUCAAUUAGGUGGCGAUAUUAUUAACAUGUCUGCGCUUCCAGAGGCCAAACUUGCUCGAGAGGCUGAAAUGAGCUAUGUGCUCAUUGCUACAGCUACGGACUAUGAUGCUUGGCGUGAAACUUCCGAUGUGGUGGAUGUAACGGAGGUGCUUCAGUCACUUAAUGCGAAUGUUCAAGCUUCGAACGUGGUCACUAAGGCACUUGUUGACAAGAUCAGUGCUUUGGUCUCGGAUGAUGAUUCAGAGUAUUUCUCAAAGAUGAAUGGAAGCAUGAAGAAUAACAUUAUGACGAAACCCGAACAUUUGCCAACGCAUGUGAAGGACCGUUUGCGUUACUUGCUUCCUUGGUACCCCAACUGA
Messenger RNA from Malassezia globosa CBS 7966, 954 nucleotides. RefSeq lists its product as uncharacterized. The record is from RefSeq and is a predicted model, not a curated record. Gene Ontology annotation, cellular component: cytosol. NCBI's taxonomy places the organism in Eukaryota, Fungi, Basidiomycota, Malasseziomycetes, Malasseziales, Malasseziaceae. The transcript is spliced from 3 exons. Bases 1 to 954 code for a protein of 317 amino acids. Gene Ontology annotation, biological process: nucleoside metabolic process. Gene Ontology annotation, molecular function: S-methyl-5-thioadenosine phosphorylase activity.